This is a messenger RNA of Oryzias melastigma (Indian medaka), 1550 nucleotides long. RefSeq names its product myelin-associated glycoprotein. Bases 157 to 1251 code for a protein of 364 amino acids. NCBI's taxonomy places the organism in Eukaryota, Metazoa, Chordata, Actinopteri, Beloniformes, Adrianichthyidae. The record is from RefSeq and is a predicted model, not a curated record. The transcript has 7 exons.
CUUCUUUGGGGGUUUAAAACAGGAACGAAAGCAUCAGUCAUGUGAUGUUAGCAGUUUUGUAACUGUUGGCCAGCUUGCGUGUGGCAUUAUAGUAACAGGACAGCAUUGCACUUCUAUUUGUGACUUCAAAAUUAGCAUUGACUAGAGGAAACAAGAAUGUAUGUGAAUAUGAUGACAACAAUAAUGCUCCUCUUUGCUCCAGUGUUUUCAGGCCCAGCCCGUUGUCCCAACCCAGCAGAACUCCUGAUCGAAGCACCGGGGAGCUUGGAAGCCUUGGCAGGAACCUGUCUGCAGAUCCCAUGUACAUUUAAGACCAUCGAUGGACGCAAAGUUAAUACCACAGACAAAACUGAUGGAGUGUGGAUUAAAAAUGAUCCCAAAUUUGGCAGAAACCCACGCAAUGUUGUUUACAACAGCAGUAGGGUGGAUAAUACAUUUCCAAUGACUUUUAUUGGGAACUUGGGUCAGACAAACUGCACAACUAUUCUGGAUAAUGUUCAAGAGGACUACGAAGACAAGUACUACUUCAGAGUUGAGGACAGCGCGAUUACAGCAACAGCUUCUUGUCAUCCUGUUCAAAUCACAGUCAAAGAUUCUGCUUGGAGUCCCACCAUUGAAAUCCCAGCUGAUCUGAAGGAGGAGGAGUCUGUCACUGUCACCUGCUCAGCUUACACUCCCUGCCCUCAAUCUCCUCCUGAACUCACCUGGAAUCUUCAAACAGACUCUCAAAGAAAAAUUGAAAAAUACACAAAUGGAAGCUUUACAACUAAAAUCCAGAAGACCAUCACUCUGUCAGACACUCAUCAUGGAUUCACCAUCAAAUGUUCUGCCAAAUACCAAAAUGAAAAGAUAGCAGAGACAGAACAAACUCUUAAUGUUUCACGUGCUCCUCAGGACGCAUCAUUAUUGCACAGUACAUCAGGUUUGGGGUCAAUCAUCGGAGGAAUCGUAGGAGCCAUCCUACUCAUCUGUUUGGUUUUUCUCAUUUGGUGGUUGAAGUCUAAACAUUCGUCUUCAAAUCCGACUCAUGUGGAAAAAUGUCACCGCCCCACACAGAGUUCGGAUGAAGAAAACGCUGCUCCAAAUCAAGACAUCCACUAUGGAGAAGUUGACUUUUCCAAAAUGAAUCUUUCCUCACGCUCACCGCAGACGACAACAGACCAGUUGUGUGUUGUGUAUUCACAAAUAACCGUAGGCCAGAGUGGAAACACACGCACAGGUGAAGACAUAUACUCCAUGGUGAAGAGAUGACUGGACUGAUGUGUACAAAUGUCAAGUUUUUUAUUUAGACUUUGCCUUAUCAUUAAAUCUCAUUUAGCCAAUAUUUAAAAUGUGCUUGUGUAUGUUUAAUUUUUGACAUUCAAGUUUAAAUCCAGCCAAGUAAAAUUAUUUAUGACACUAUUUCAUGUCUAUCACAAUCAUAUUCAGAUGAACAUUUUACAAGUUUAAUUUUCAGUGUGGAAAUGUUUCCCCCUUAAGGUUUUUUUUAGCGUAAAAUUUACUUCUCAAAAAGAUGAAGUUUCAUUCGUUUGGGCACUUUUAUUCAGUGA